AGGCGAGGGACAGGGCUAGGGUUUUCUCCUCUUCCCCCGCUCCCACCCCCUCCCCUCCCCGAUCUCGAUUUCAAUUCCCAUUCCUCUCCUCCUCUUAUUUAUCGAUCCAUCCGUUGGAGGUAGAGGUUUGGAUCGCAUCGGAUAGUUCGAGAUUUCGGGUUCGGAGGAGUUCUUGUACAUUUGGAAGCCAAUUACGGAAGACAUAUAUCUGGGAAUGCUGAAAGAUGUGCUUGAAUGCCCAAGUAUCCUUGUCUGAGUUAAAUGAGAUUGUAGCUCCCUUUGAGCUGCCAUUGAUCAGUCUGAAUGGGAUCAGACAGCACACACAAAACCAGUUCGUGCUGUGUCUGCUAAUGCACACUGGAGCUAAGAGAAUUAUAAAGACUGCUGCGUUGGAUCAUGACCUUGGUGACGAUGGUUGAAUUCUUCUGCUGUUAGAGUUCUGUAACAGGAUACUGCAGCAUUUAUUUUCUGAAGAUACAAUAAAAAGGAAUGGAAAAUAGAGGGAAUGUUUUGAUGCAAAGGUAUGAGUUAGGGAGAUUACUAGGACAAGGAACCUUUGCAAAGGUACACUAUGCUAGGAAUCUUAAAACUGGCCAGAGUGUUGCUAUAAAGAUUAUCGACAAAGAGAAGGUCCUGAGGGUUGGACUUGUAGAUCAGAUCAAAAGAGAGAUCUCGGUAAUGAAAUUGGUGAGACAUCCAAAUAGUGUGCAGCUUUAUGAGGUCAUGGCAAGCAAGACCAAGAUUUACUUUGUCAUUGAGUAUGUAAAAGGUGGUGAGCUUUUUAACAAGGUUGCCAAAGGCAGGCUCAAGGAGGAUAUUGCACGAAAAUACUUCCAACAGCUGAUCAGUGCUGUGGACUAUUGCCAUAGCAGAGGCGUAUACCACCGUGAUCUGAAGCCUGAAAAUGUGCUGUUGGAUGAAAAUGGCGAUUUAAAAGUCUCAGAUUUUGGGUUGAGUGCCCUUGCGGAGUCUAGGAGGCAGGAUGGCUUACUCCACACUACUUGUGGUACUCCGGCUUAUAUUGCUCCUGAGGUGAUCAACAGAAAAGGAUAUGAUGGCGCGAAAGCUGAUAUCUGGUCAUGUGGGGUGAUUUUGUUUGUGCUCUUGGCUGGUUAUCUUCCUUUCCAUGAUUCAAAUCUGAUGGAGAUGUACAGGAAGAUUGGCAAGGGUGAAUUUAAAUGCCCCACUUGGUUCUCUUCUGAUGUUCGAAAGCUGCUGUAUAAGAUCCUAGACCCAAAUCCGAUUAGCAGGAUAUCAAUCACCAAAAUCAUGGAGAAUUUUUGGUUCAGUAAGGGUUUUGAUGGUAAACUGAUGAAAAUUGAAGCAGAAACAAAGGAAAAUAUUCCUGCGGAUGUCGCUGCAGUCUUUAGUACCUCUAAUUGCAACAAUACUGUAGUGGGAAAGCAAGAAGCACUUAAGGUGACAAACUUGAAUGCUUUUGAUAUCAUCUCUCUUUCAGCAGGUUUUGAUCUUUCAGGUUUAUUUGAGGAAAGAGACCACAGCAAAGAAGCAAGGUUCACUUCCAGGCACCCUGCAACAGCCAUCAUCUCAAAGCUGGAGGAUGUUGCCAGGUGUUUGAAGUUUAGAGUGAAGAAAAAGCAUUAUGGGUUGUUAAAGAUGGAAGGGUCAAAGAAAGGGAGGAAGGGGAUCCUCGCAAUCGAUGCUGAGAUUUUUGAGGUCACUCCUUCAUUUCAUUUGGUGGAAAUAAAGAAGUCAGAUGGGGAUACUCUGGAGUAUCAAAAGCUGUUGAAAGAGGGCAUAAGACCAGCUCUCAAGGACAUUGUUUGUGCAUGGCAAGGCGAUUGUAAGCAUCAGCAGCAGCUGCUGCAAAAUUAAGUGAUUGGCAUUUUUUCUUUAUUUUUACAUAAGCAAUUGCUGCAAACUGUCACUGUUGGCCCAUUAUCUUUAUCUCUAUGCUGUAUUUUCUAGUUUCUUAUAUUUCAUGAAUGCUAAUUUUGUGAACUCACUCCAAUAUCAAAAUGUGUGUUUGAAAAUAACUGUUGCUGGUAUUUUAUA
Messenger RNA from Phoenix dactylifera (date palm), 2016 nucleotides. RefSeq names its product CBL-interacting protein kinase 18-like. Gene Ontology annotation, molecular function: ATP binding; protein serine/threonine kinase activity. The record is from RefSeq and is a predicted model, not a curated record. Gene Ontology annotation, biological process: signal transduction; protein phosphorylation. Lineage: Eukaryota; Viridiplantae; Streptophyta; Magnoliopsida; Arecales; Arecaceae.